CUCUCUCUCCUUACACUUGAUAUAUAAAGGAGGUGAAUGUUUGCCUACCUGGAGUCUUUUUUGGAAAGGAAGGAAAUAAAUAUUUAAACGUUGGUUGGGUUCCAUUUUUUUCAGCUGGGGAAAGGUGACUUAAACAUUAUUCACACUUUAGUUAGGUAAACGCGACAUCAGUUUGGGAGUCUAUUGAAAACGAUUGGGAUAGACAUGAGGAUUUUGAUUAUUUCUCUGUGGCUGCUGACACUGGCGUUGGGGGUGAUGAGCGGCGCAAGUUUAUACGACUAUUUUGAGCGGGAGUUCGCCGAGGACAGACACAGGAGACGAAGCUACGACAAGGACUGGGAGGACUACAGACCCAGCUCCAAAACGAAGGAGAAAGCGAAAGAGAACUGUGGGAUUAGUCCGGAACUGCAGGCCAAGCUUCAGGCUCUGACUGAUACUGUCAAGGCCCUAGCCAAACAAACAAUGAUACUGCAAGAAUCUGUAGAAGAAAGAACUCGCACUGGAGGUCAGUCUGGUAUCAAACAAGUUCGCCAUGACACUGAGGGUACUAAGAACUACCACGGCUCCACACAUAUCGACACCGGUGUUGCUGGCGUUCAUGACCACAGCGACUACAUCCGUCUGCUUGGCAUGGGAGAGGUUUCAGCGGUCAUCAAUGGAGUGGAAUUUCGUACCCGUCACAACGACUACAGGCUGGUCAAGAAAUCCUCAACCAACACGUCAUUCUUAGCAGUUGAGGACAUCCCUUUUCCACCUGUGCCUCCCUCAGUUUUGAAUUUGGAGAACCCUGAUGAUCAAAUUGAAGAAAUGAAGCAAUAUUUCGUGGCCUGGUCUACCCAGAAUGCUACCCACAGAAACUACACGGACUAUUUCAAACCUGUCUUGAGCUACAUGGAAGCAAUGUGGACCACGGACGCAGACACAGAACUAACUGAGCCUUAUUACAGUGACAGACACCACCUAGAUGCUAGAAGCUGGGAUGACCUGAUGAGCAAGGUCAAGUACAUGUCCUACACCGGAAACAAGGAUAACUUUGAAAACCUUGGAUUUCUCCCACGCAAGAUCAUGUCUGUUGACCCCGUGACCGGGAUCCCAUCAUACGCCCAGUGGAACUACAGGAUUUUGUGUCAUCCAAUAGACUUUGAUAUACCUUUCAAGUACCUGAAGCAGAGGGAAGACCUUUCUUGGCGAUACCCAAGAAAUCUAACCUUGAAGGAGGUCAAGGACGAGACCAGAGCUGCCAGAUUUUCUCUCAACGCAGACGACGAUGACGAACAGUUUACUACGUACACAAUCCUAGAUAAAAUCUUUCAGUCCAUCCCUGGAAUGGACAAUGUUCCAGACCCAAACCUGAUCGAAGGCUACGGUGGAAGAUUUGGCUCGGUAGAGGAUCCAAGUAUACCACUGAAACAAGGAUAUUACCACCGUUACGAGAGAUGGGACCAAGCUGGAGCUAUGGGAUCCGACCUGGCCCACAGAGGAUUCUCAGACCAGUACAUGUUCGUGGCCAUCAACACCCAGAAUAGGAUCGUCCCCAUGGCCAUGGAGGAUUGUAAGAAGGGAGUGUGCACCAAGUACAGCAGCAGGGUCUCCUACGCCAUCCCCAUGGAGAUUGUCUACCUGACACCCCUACUGUCUUGGAACCCUUACAGUAUCGCCUACAAUGACGAUCCAACAAAGGCCACCGCUGGAGGUCGAGACGGUAACACAGAAGAGACAGCAUACGACGGUGUUGACUUCAAUCACUAUUACAGGACACCUUCCAAAUUUUUCAGCGGGCCUGUUUUAGAGCCAGACGACGCCGACACACCCAAAGCAGUUGUCAAAGUGAAGAAUCUUCAGGGCAAAGUUGUCAACGUCACCGCCAGCGGCACGACGUUCAUGCUGCGACAAAUCGACGGGGGCGGGCAGAUGCGCCUCAGGUACCCGAUCCACCCGAUCCACGGAGAGGGCAGCUCCAGCUGGAAGGAGCUGAGCGCCAUGUGGGCCGUGGAGCAGAAGUAUAGGCCCUACCCGUGAGUCCGCCAAUGAAACACCAAACAAUUGAUCGCGCACACUGGAGCAGAUUUUUUCCUGAGCUCGAAAUUACAGUCCAUUUGUCAAGUGUACGCUUACUCAAUAGUUAGUAGAUCUAGUAUUGCACAACAUAAGAUAGAUAGACAGACAGACAGACAGACAGAUAGAUAAGAUAGAUAGAUAGAUAGAUCGAUAGAUAGAUAGAUAGAUAGAUAGAUAGAUAGAUAGAUAAGAUAGAUAGAUAGAUAGAUAGAUAGAUAGAUAAGAUAGAUAGAUAGAUAGAUAGAUAGAUAGAUAGAUAGAUCGAUAGAUAAGAUAAGAUAGAUAGAUAGAUAGAUAGAUAGAUAGAUAGAUAGAUAGAUAGAUAAGAUAGAUAGAUAGAUAGAUAGAUAGAUAGAUAAGAUAGAUAAGAUAGAUAGAUAGAAUAGAUAGAUAGAUAGAUAGAUAGAUAGAUAGAUAGAUAGAUAGAUAGAUAGAUAGAUGAGAUUAUAUUUCUCUUCAACGUUACUCUCUCGUUCACAAACAAACAAAAUGGCGUGUAUGAAGCAAGCAUUAGUAGGCCUACAAACUACAAAGCAAAAAUUUUACGAAGCAUAUUUUUUUUUAAAGCUAAUACAAGGGAAAGAACUGCUCAAUUACUGCCAUAUCGUUGAAUAAUGUAUUAUUCAUCUCCCUUUUUCUUUAUAAAAACAAAAACUAAUUUAAUAAUUACCACUAAAAUUAUCUAAUUGUUUGUGUUUUUAUUUGUCGUUCGUGUGUAGUCAUGGGCAAAGUGCAAAGUUUCAAUUUAAUCCGAGAAUGGGAAUUGGGAGUACAGAACUUGUUUAAAAAAAAGUAAAUCCACCCAGACUGAAUAAAAAAGGAUUGAGUUAAUAUAAUAAUAUUGAGUUAGACAAAAUUUUAACAUCGUGUGUGUUUAACCUCUAUACAAAGUGGACUGUAUAUUUCUCUACUUAUUUUCAAGUGAAUGCGCGUUUGGAAGAGGGUAAUUGCGGUAAUUCAUUUAGUGUAUAUAUCUAUGUUUAUUUUUGUAAUGUUAAGGAUGCCGUUAAAAGAUGGUGGGUUAUCAAAUAGCCGGAACUCCGGACAUGGAGGCUUAAGAGGCUGACACAUCACAGUAUUCAUACUAUAUACACACAGGCCUAUUUACAUGUGGUUAGCCACACGGAUCUUGUUUCUCAAAUGAUGUACAGUUAUUGUUUUUUUUUCCACAUUCCACAGGAUUUUAAUGUACAUGUAUUGUUAAAUGAUUUCACAAUGUCUACGUAUUUAUGUAUAAAUUAGGCGAGGGUACGGUGGUAGAGGGUGGAGUUGUGCUCGACCUAAUCUAGCAUUGUAUUGACUGCUCAAAUGUUUUAAAGAUAAUUUUAUGUGAAAAAAAACAACAUGUUUUCUGAAAACAAAUUGGUAUAGAACUGUGUACAUCAGACAUGAACUAAGUCUAUCAACACUAUGAUGUGGCAUACAAAAAUAACGCAAUGCAUCACGUAUGUGUUUUGUUUUGUAAUGCACAAUUGUAAAACGAAUUUCCUCACGGAUAAAUAAGAUUAUAUAUAUAUAUAUAUAUAUGUAUAUAUAUAUAUAUAUAUAUACACAUCGUUAAAAUAUAACUAACCCAACCUAACCAAACGGUUCAUCAAACUAAGAAGGUGAAGGUAGUGAUUUGUUUUCAACCUUCCUAAGACUAUUCAUGAGUGAUACUGCAACAGAAUGGUACCAAAUGACAGCCUCAUUUAGAAGUCCUUUGUAGUUUCAAUGACUUGAGUUACCUGCAUGUCCAGUGCAUGUUCAAUACACUGAUGCCAUUGAAUCAAUUUACACUAUUUGCACAUGUUUUUGUUACUUGAAGAAUGUAUUGUAGCCUACUCGAAGGUUAUUUGUUAGUGCACAUUGUUUCAAUAAACACUUUCUUCACACGA
Biomphalaria glabrata is the source of this 3935-nucleotide messenger RNA. RefSeq lists its product as uncharacterized. The coding region runs from base 205 to 2019 and encodes 604 amino acids. Lineage: Eukaryota; Metazoa; Mollusca; Gastropoda; Planorbidae. The record is from RefSeq and is a predicted model, not a curated record. The transcript has 12 exons.